UCGGCCUCUGAUGCCGUCGUCGCCCCCGCGCCGACUGCGCGCGGGCCUGUCCGCUGACGGUUGGGUGGCCUGCCGAAGUCCCUCCUUAGGACCUGCCCACCUCGGAACGGCUCUCGCGGCAGCGACCCAUGUGGGGGUUCAGGCUCCUGCGGUCGCCGCCGCUGCUGCUCUUGCUGCCGCAGAUCAGACUCGGAGUCGCCGCGUUCCGCGCUCAGGCCGGAACCAUGAACUUAGGCGGCACUUGCGGUGCGCGCAGUUCCCCCGCGGCCGAGGGCCGCCGGCAGCAGUGCCUGCAGCUGUCCACUGUGCCGGGGGCCGACCCGCAGCGCAGCAACGAGUUGCUUCUGCUGGCUACGGCGGCGAAGGGGGAGGGAGCGGAAUGGCGGGGCCUCUCUGAGGACCUGGCGAAGGAGGAGCCGCAGCUGUCGCCGCAGCACCACGUUCUCUAUUUCCCCGGGGAUGUGCAGAAUUACCAUGAAAUUAUGACUCGUCAUCCUGAGAAUUAUCAGUGGGAAAACUGGAGUCUAGAAAAUGUUGCCAUCAUUUUAGCCCAGCGGUUCCCCAAUAGUUAUAUUUGGGUGAUAAAGUGUUCCCGAAUGCAUUUGCACAAAUUCAGUUGCUAUGACAAUUUUGUGAAAAGUAAUAUGUUUGGUGCUCCAGAACACAAUACUGACUUUGGAGCUUUUAAGCACCUUUAUACAUUAUUAGUUAAUGCUUUUAACUUAAGUCAGAACAGUUUGCUGUCAAAGAAGAAUGUGAAAGAUUUGAAUAAGGACUCCAAACCAUCUAAUUGUAGAUCCAGUUCUCAUACUGCUAAUGGUUGCCAGGGAGAAAAAGAGAGGACCUGUGAGAAAUUUGAUGAGUCUGCCAUAAGUUUUUAUCCACCAUCACUACAUGGUGCUUCAUUCACUUUGAUUGGUUUCAGUAAAGGUUGUGUUGUUUUAAAUCAGUUACUUUUUGAGUUGAAAGAAGCCAAGAAAGACGAGAACAUAGAUGCUUUUAUCAAAAGCAUAAGAACAAUGUACUGGCUGGAUGGCGGUCAUUCUGGAGGAAGCAAUACUUGGGUUACUUAUCCAGAAGUCUUGAAAGAAUUUGCACAGACGGGGAUUAUUGUUCACACCCAUGUAACACCUUACCAAGUAUGUGAUCCAAUGAGAUCUUGGAUUGGAAAGGAGCACAAGAAAUUUGUUGAGAUACUCGGAGAUUUUGGUAUGCAGGUGACUAGCCAAAUUCAUUUUGCGAAGGACACUCCCUCCAUAGAGAAUCACUUCAGGGUUCAUGAAGUAUUUUGAGCUUACAGGAAUAUGAAUGUAUUUGUUCAGCGGAAGGGCCUAAGCACUUUCUGAGUGUGUUAGUCCAAUAAUGAGAUGUAAUUCAUAGAUGCAUUGUCAGUUUGGGCAGGGGGUAAGUGGGGUGGGGGGAGGAAGUACACAUUCCUACAUGAGUGUAACCUGCAAUAGUAUUCCUUGCUUGUGAAUGUGAAGUGUUUUUGGUAUGGACUGGGUUAGAAGUAGUUCAUCUGAAAUCUAAAAGGUGGUUUGUGAUAAUCCUACGAGGAGAUAUAAGACCCUUAAGGAGAAAAGGUUCAAUGUAGUCCUUACAAAAAAGGUAAUUAAAGUUGUUAUUGUUAGAAAUAGUUUAUUUUCUGAGUAAUGUUUGAAACUAAUUUUGGUGACACUAUAAUACUAAUUAGCUAUUUUGGCACUCAGAACUUUUGAGUGGAAAUACUCCAUUUCAAAGUCACACUGAUGUUUUUUUCAUCAUUUUGGAAUAAGUAUAUCCCACCUCUUUUGUGAACUCCUGGAGUCAUUCUUUAAUGUGUCACCAACUUUUUUCUUGAGUCAAAAUGUAUUUGUUUCCAAAUAUAGAAGUGCAAUGGGGUAAAGUUGUUUUUAAAAAACAUUACACUAACACUGUGGCUUAAUUUUUAAUUGACAAUUUUUGGAUAUGACAUGUUGGGGUUUCUUGAAUCUUAACCAAAAACCAGUUCAGAAAAUUAAAUUGAACAUAAUUAUGUACAUUAGGUAAAAAUACACUACAGAUUUAAGAUCUUUUUAUAAGUCUUCGAAAGAGGUCAACUUAGGUAAAAUAAAUACCUAAUAUUGUAUUUAUUAGUGUUCUGUUGAAAAGGAAACAGAUUCUAUACAUCCAGGUCAUUGUUUUCCAGAAGCAUGAUUUUGUCUGCCAAAAGAAAGCCUUUCUUUGGCCAAAAUGAAAAAUUAUAUGACUAUAAGAAAAUUACCAGAGAAAGUUUGAAGACAAAAACGAUUUGAUUUUGGCUCAGAAUAUGAAUUUGCUUAACACUGCUCUGUAAUUUGAGUGAGGUUUUUUUCUGCCCAUUUUUCUUGACCUAGAUAAAUACAUUUUGAAAAACCAAGACCUAAUGCAUGUCAACCAACAUUAAACAUAGCUGUGUGAUGACAAUAAAGGUGAACACUUUUUUAUUGUUUAUUAUUAAUUAGUUUUUGCAGGUCAUGAAAUAAGCAGGGAAGUAACAUACUGCUUUCAGACUGAAAAAAAGACAUUGAAGCUUAGCAUCUUAAUAACCUAGAGGACCUACGUUUAUAAAGUAGAAUUAAAAUGUUAAUUUCUUGGUUUUCUUCCCAGAAUUAUUUGACCCUAUAAAUACAUCCCAGAUAUUCAGACUUACAAUAAAGGAUUAAUUACCAAAUGCUUAAAAA
This is a messenger RNA of Manis javanica (Malayan pangolin), 2681 nucleotides long. RefSeq names its product chromosome 12 C2orf69 homolog (gene C12H2orf69). Lineage: Eukaryota; Metazoa; Chordata; Mammalia; Pholidota; Manidae. Gene Ontology annotation, cellular component: mitochondrion. The record is from RefSeq and is a predicted model, not a curated record.